GAUACUCGCUUAGAACAUGAUAUUUCAAGAGGAAUCCUAAUAGCUGCAAAUACUUUAACAUUAAGAGUCUUAAGUCUUCAGUAUUCGGGAGAGUAUUCUUGUUACGCUAAAAAUGAUGUUGGAGAGGCAAGAAGUCAACCACUUUUCAUCUACAUGAAGUAUGCUCCAAGAUGCAAAGUCGGAUUUGAAUAUAAUAAUGUUGUUGCAUUACUCGACGAAACAGUUAAAUUACGCUGUGAAGUUGAAGCAACUCCAAAUGAUGGAGUGAGAUUUUCUUGGACUUUCAACGGCACAAAGGGAGACGUAUUGCCGAUUCAAAAUUCACGUCCAAGAAAUCAUGAGCGCACUAGUACUUUGGAGUAUACAAUUUUAAUUGAGAGUGAUUACGGCACUCUUGGCUGCUGGGCUAGUAAUAGCGUAGGAAGACAAAGAACACCUUGUAUUUUCAACAUUGUACCUGCAAAAGCACCACAAUCUCCAAUAGACUGUACUCUUCACAAUGAGAGUAGCGCACUUGAAGUCAAUUGCAUCCCCGGCUCGGACGGUGGUUUACCUCAGCACUUCCUGCUGGAAGUACGUGGCUCCAUGGUAGAGACGCAAUUGCUCCAAACUUCACAGACUCUUCAAACGCCCCAAAGUGACCAAGGAAAGAUGGGCGAGGCUCCGCCUAUUUAUCGGACGGAAAAUUUACGACCGACUUUUCAACUUAACGAUUUAGAGCCUGGCUAUGACUAUACACUAGCUGUUUAUGCUAUCAACAAACAUGGAAGAAGUCAACCAAAACUUUUUCGCAAUGUAAGAAUUUACGGGACUGAUCUUGAAAGAAACAUGGAAGUAUCAGGUGAAUUUGUUAUCGAUAAUAAGCAAAAUAUCAUUCCAAGGAGUAAUUUAGAAAACUUUCUCAUCACUGUUGGUGUUAUUGGUGGUGCUGCUGCGAUUUUAGUCGGUAUUGGUAUCAUCAUUGGUGUAAUAAUCUGCCGCAAGCGUGUUCACACGCCUAGAGCUGAAUACAUAGAAGACCUUACAACUCCCACAUAUGUAUCAGCCCAGAGAAUAGAGCCAAGAGUUAAGUACGGUUCUGAUCGUAGACGGUCUCAGAGGACAAGUUUGUACAUGGAAGAGAGUAAGAAUGGUAAGCUAUCCGCAAAUUAA
Molecule: messenger RNA, 1152 nt
Organism: Cotesia congregata
Lineage: Eukaryota; Metazoa; Arthropoda; Insecta; Hymenoptera; Braconidae
Source: the annotation of a GenBank genome assembly